Molecule: messenger RNA, 1977 nt
Organism: Trichoderma citrinoviride
Lineage: Eukaryota; Fungi; Ascomycota; Sordariomycetes; Hypocreales; Hypocreaceae
Exons: 2
Source: RefSeq, a predicted model, not a curated record
AUCCAGCUCGGCAGCAAUCGCCCAGCCUCCCAGCCUCGCCGUCUUGAGCCUCAUCAAUCCCCCACUCGUCAAUCUUCAUCUCAACAAAUAGGGGAAAGAGUGUCUUCCCGAGUGCAUCAUCCAGGCCCUGCCAUGAUGCCGCCUCAUUUCUCCUCUUUCAUACCCUCCCAACAAGGCCAUAUCCCCCACGCACAAACAUCCUCGCCGUCCAUGAUGCCACCACACAGUCCUCGCACCCUACAUCAAUCAACCCCUGAGCGUCCUCACUCACGGCGGAACGUCGACGUCUUCGACAUCCGCGACGAGGACCUCAUCACCGAGGCAGGAGCCCACAAGCGGCUCACCUCCUACAUCGUCAUCCGCCUAGAAAGGGCAACAGACCCGUCCGCCGUAGACAGCCAAGGAAGCGCCCUUUCUCCGACCUGGGAGAAGGCUUCGCAUUUGAUGCGGAAAGAUGUGUCUCAGCGAGACGCAAGACGGCAAGUCCGCAAGCUGGACACGGAGACUGGCUCUGUGGCGGACAAGAAGAGGUGCCUUCCGUCUGCGAUACGGAGGCAGUUGGAGCAUGCGUGGAGGAACCUCGAGAGGGCGGAGGAUGAUGCUCGUUUCGUCUAUACGCUUGCUCAGGUGGAUUUGAAGUCUAAAGGUGUCGAGACUGACGGGCGUGAGAAGAAGCAUAAGAAGAGGAGCAAAGAUCGUCAUCGGUCCAAGGGGUCGUCACGCGGUGAGACGAAGAGAGAGCCGAUGUCUGUGACUGCAUACUUCAGGAGGGAGCCGGGACGCAAUGGGGAUUGCGUGAGGAUGUUGAAGAUGCAGCUGGCAGAGAGACGACAGGAUGGAGGAGAGGCUCACGAUGAUCACCUUCCCACGAUGGCUCGGGAUCAAUCUCCUCCACCACGCCCCAUCCAAGCUGGUGCCCCAACGAAUCCGUCUCGCCAGUCUGCGUUUGAGCCUCAGCUGCAGCGUCGACUCAUAUUGAGCCAGCCUUUCAGCACCACAGCUCAUCACCCUGCCAGAUCGGCUCAUCCUCCUCCUGCCCCUUUUCCCCCGCCUGGAUCGCAUCCAUUGCCACUAUCACUGCCAGUCCACAAUUCUCGCAACAUAUCGCAAGCCAUCGAAGCCCAGAAUCGUAGGAUCCAGUCACACGCACCUGGAAUGGAGCGCCAGCCCACAGCAAGGUCAUAUAAUUCCAGAAGCUCCGUCACCUCCUUCAGCUCAUUGUCGACCGAGGACUCCGAGCGCAUCAUUACCCCGAGCUCUUCUCUUGGGCAGAGUCACAGUCUUCCUCGUCCUCGCCUUCACCAAUCUCAUCAUCAUCAUGAUGGGUUAAGGGGGCGAAGCAGGGACCGCCAGCAUCGCAUUGGAGACGACUCCGUUGUGCUAGAGGUUGCCCGCCCACCAAGGCGGCACAAUCCAGCAGAAAGCUUCAUCAGCAUUCCCCCUGCUGCUCCUGAUCCAAUCGAGGCCGUAUCGGAGGCAGAUACGGUAAGGCGCAGAGAACAGAGGACGUACCAAGACGGGGUCAUGGACGCACAGCACACGGCCAGAUCUAUCGCUGGGGGGAGCGCACCCCGUCCGUCUCGAAGCAUUCGAGAUCCCUCAGAGGGUCAGAAAGCUCCCGUGUAUCGCACGGCGCGAUCCCCUGCAGGAGGCAAUCAUGACAUGGAUCAGCUAGGGAAUAGAGUCAGCCGCACAUCGUUGGCUGACGGCCCUCGCAACCGCCCAGGGCAGGCCCGCGACCCGAUUACCCAUCAUGGCUACAUGGAAGCACCAAGAAGACGUCGUGAUGGUUUUGAUGACGACGGGUUGGUGACGGCUGAACCGGUUCGGGGGACAUGGAGGAGGCGAGAUGCGCAGCGGUACAUGGCCGAGAGGCGGCGUACGGAUCAAGAUGCGUGGGAUCUGGGCAGGACCAGUCCCUUGCAAUAUGGAGAGGGUCAGCGAAGAGUGUCGAGGUAUUCAAGCUAUAGGCGAUGA